Molecule: messenger RNA, 1356 nt
Organism: Galendromus occidentalis (western predatory mite)
Lineage: Eukaryota; Metazoa; Arthropoda; Arachnida; Mesostigmata; Phytoseiidae
Product: sodium-dependent glucose transporter 1
Exons: 8
Coding region: 109-1356 (415 amino acids)
Biological process (GO): transmembrane transport
Molecular function (GO): D-glucose transmembrane transporter activity
Source: RefSeq, a predicted model, not a curated record
AUCGGCGACUUUUCGGCUUAGCGCGAAUGGCUCGUGUAUAUUAAGCCUUGGAUCUGACUCCGUGGCCUACGGUGAUUUCGCUUCAAUCGAGUGACGGACCCGGGUCCGAUGCUGUCCACAAGAAGAGCGAGGGUGGUGUACACUCUUCUCUUCGUGCUCGGUAAUAUGUGCUUGGCCUUCUCGUACGGAAUCACGGGACCGACUCUCAUCGACUUCGCCGAAAUCUAUGGAGUCGAGAUAGACGAGGUUUCGGAACUCUAUGUAUCACGAUCAGCUGGGAAUCUCAUCGGCUCUAUCCUGGAAAGCUUCGCCGUGAAUGAUCGAAAUUCGAGGCGAGUCCUGGUGGGCGCACUCUUCAUCGAGGGAAUAACCACAACUUUGUAUCCCAUCUCGAAAUAUCUGUGGGCCGCUCAUAUAACAUCCUUCUUCAAUGGUCUAGUGCUCGCUCUCUUUGAAGCCGGGUCCUACGUAGCGAUAGCGAAUCUCUGGGAGAAUCCCAAUUUCCCUCUGCAACUUCACAUGUUGGGCUACGGCUUCGCAGUUUUCGUCGUUCCUUUCAUUUCUGAGCCGUUUCUGAGUAAGAGCAACCCCCUAGAUGCUGGCAAACUCCAACAGGCAUCGGUUUCCCGUAUUUACAUUCCCCAUGCCGGAAUCGGCGCGUUGUGCGUUAUACUAGGCAUUGCGCUAGCCAUAACUACUGCCUGGGUACCAUACCCGCCGAAACCGACGAUUGCCGAAAAAACCGACGCCGACACGUCCCCGAAAAAGCGUGAUAAGGUUUUCGAAACGACCCUAGUGAUCCUGUUGGCUGUGAUGUCAUUGUUCUGUGUGAGCCUGGAGAUGACCUUCACGGGGAUGAUCUCAUCGUUCGUUAUCCGAUCGGAUCUUCAUCUCACCAAAUCCGAUGGGGCGUAUCUCGGGGGCGCAUUCCGUGCGACGUUCUUCGUGGGGCGAAUUAUCAUCCUGAUCUUGCACAACCUCCCGCUCACCCUCGUCAUUGUGUUCAACCUGGUUUCCGCCUUGGUAUCGUCGUUGAUUUUCGUGUUCUUCGUCCUGAGUUCGCCCUACGUGGUGUGGGUCGUGAACGCUGGACUCGGACUGGGUCUCUGCGCGAUCUUCGGUACCGACAUCGCUUGGGUCUGCCAAUACGUGACUCUGAAGCAUUGGCAUAUGGCAGCUUCCAUGAUCGGGGUUUGCAUCGCCAACUCUUCGCCUGCUUUCAUCGCCGCACCGUGGAUCGAUUCAUACCCGAUGAUACUGCCGUAUGUGACGCUCGCGCUGUCGACGAUUCUUUGCAUUACUUUCGCUCUAAUGCUCUUCGUGGUGAGAGGACGCGAGAAAUUAGGCUCGAAAUAA